Pyrus x bretschneideri (Chinese white pear) is the source of this 688-nucleotide messenger RNA. RefSeq lists its product as uncharacterized. Gene Ontology annotation, molecular function: DNA-binding transcription factor activity, RNA polymerase II-specific; protein dimerization activity; RNA polymerase II cis-regulatory region sequence-specific DNA binding. The transcript has a single exon. Gene Ontology annotation, biological process: regulation of transcription by RNA polymerase II. Gene Ontology annotation, cellular component: nucleus. The coding region runs from base 183 to 641 and encodes 152 amino acids. The record is from RefSeq and is a predicted model, not a curated record. Lineage: Eukaryota; Viridiplantae; Streptophyta; Magnoliopsida; Rosales; Rosaceae.
CGUUGAUCCAUGCUUCGAUUCCAUUACCAUUUGAGAAAAAAUGAUUGGCUAAAUAGACGAAAUUGGAGAAUCGCACGUCGGCCGGCAACGGAAAGGUACGACCUUUCAACAAAAACAAAACCCCGUAAGCUCAUCUGCGUCACUGCGUGCUACUCUCUCUCGCUCUCCACAACUCCCUCUGCAUGCUCUUCUCUCUCUCUCGCACUCUCUCUUUGCCAUUUCUCAAAGCAGAACAAUAUUCGUCUCUGUUUUUACCAAAUGGGUUCUGGUUUUCUGCAAAUGUACAGAGCAAAGAGAAGCUCGGAGAACGAAUCACAGCGCUGCAGCAGCUCGUUUCACCCUACGGCAAGGUGGAAUUGCAAAAACCCAAAUCAAGCCACCCAGUUAAUUAUUUUUUGACAAUAUUUUUGCAAAUUCAUCGAAAAUAUUUUUUCUUCUUCUGGGAACUUGGAAAAUUGGGUGUGUUGCAGACCGACACGGCAUCGGUGCUUCACGAAGUGAUGGGAUACAUCAGAUUUCUGCGGGAGCAGGUUCAGGUCCUGUGCUCGCCUUACCUUGAACGGCUGGAGCCUCCUUCAUUACCUUUACCUGUAAUCCAUGCUUCGAUUCCAUUCAAAGAUCUUUUGUCCAUUAAUCAGUGAAUUCCCUAAAUAUGCCCAUUCAAAGAUCUUUUCUUCAAUCUCCAUAG